AAUGAAACAUUAACAAAUCUUUCUAAAGCUUAUGUAUCAUGGGAAUCAGCAUAAGGUUGAUGCUUGUUGUUUCAUACCUUUUAAUUGUACUUUUAAACUGCAAUCCAUUUGUCCAUUUUGACUUGAACCAUAAAAUGAAUUUUUAAAUGUUUGCUUAGUUAUCUUUUUUUAAACUACCUUUUAAAUAGUUUUUUAAAAUUACAAAUACAAGCCUAAAAUAUUAUAUAUAGUUGUUACCGGCUUAUUGUAGCCCUCAAUGUUUUGAAUCAGCAGAUUUGACAAGUCAUGCCUAUCUAUUUAAAUCAAGGGAAGUUAUAGGCCUUGAUAAUCCUGGUGGGAAUGUUACUUUAUUGCAGUUGACAGAUUAAAUAGGAAGAAUUAAGAUGGGAUGUCUAUUAUACCAGUGUUUUCUGUAUUAGAUAUAACAGUUUUAGUUAAAAUCUUACAAGGUAGUGGAAUAAGAGCUUGCUUUUCUGUUUCCCAAUGAGGUAGUUUUCUCUAGGAUAUUUUGGACUUUUUGAAUUUUAUUGCAGCACAGUGUUCAGAUCAUCACUGUGUAACACUGAAGAGGUCUAUUCAAGUUUCAGUUAUCUUACCUAAAAUGGGUAUAGUUUCCUAAACUGGUUCCUAACAAUGUGUUUCUGAACCAAGAACUAUGACUUUAAAAAGUCAUUUUCAGGCUGGGGCUGGGGCUGAGCGAUAGAGCGCUGGCCUAACAGGCGGGAGGCCCUGGGUUGGAUCCUCAGCACCCCCAAAAAAAAUAAAUCAACAAAAUAAAGAUAUUGUGUCCAACUACAACUAAGAAAUAAAUUAAAAAAUAAUGUAUCACUUUCACAUCUUAACCAUGUUAUUGUGUGUUAGCAUAGUUGGUAAUAUUUCCCACAAUACCUUCCAUAGAAUUUUGGCUCUCAGAUGUUUCUUCCAGUAAACCUUUGCUAUUGGAGUUGAAGUUAAUCCACAGGUAUAAUAUAUUUUCCUUGGAGUUUCUAGGAAAGGGUAAAAAAGUUUUUUUGUCUGACAGCAGAAAUGAUGUGGGGCUCUAAUAUUGCAGUCUUGUUUUUUUAAAGGAAAUUCCUCCUUAACUCUUACCCUGAAAAUACGACUUAGUGAUAACUAUACAAGACAUUGUUUUCUUAGAGAACAUUUUGUUUAUCCUACAUGCUUAAUCUGGUUUAUGGAUAAAGUCCUUGAAAUCAUUGACCCAUCCCGUUUCUAUUUUUGAGAUACAUAAAACUAUUUUCUCAUCAAGAUGUUCCUUCUGUUCAAUUUCACACCUUGUAUGGGUUUCUGGACUUCUCUGUACCCUUCAUAUUCUUUUAGUCUCUAGGGUCCCAGUCCCUCGUCUGCUGAGCCAGUUUUAUAGACUCAGCCAAAAUAAGAAAAUGAAAUGAGGCAAAGGGAUGAACCUGAUUAAUCUAUUAAAUUUAUAAGUACUCCUGUUUACUUCCUUCUUGGCCCUAAUUUGAUUUUAAACCUAGUGCCUGGUUCUUUUUUAAAAGUGAAUUUAGGUUUCCAGUAUUUUAAAAGAAUUGAAGUCCUAUUGUCAAAAGCUCACUCACAGAAUUGUGUUAGAAUUACUAGAAAUACAAAAUCUGGGCUGGUGAUGUAGCUUAAUGGUAGAGUGCUUGUCUAGCAUGUAUAAACACCUGGGCACUGCAAAAAAGUACAUAUAUAUGAGGCCCUGUUCUGGAACUGGGCUCAGUUUUAACACUACGGCCAGAUGUUUUAUGUGAACAUCAGUGUUUCAAAGGCACAGCUGUAAUCUAUAGUUUUGUUUAGAGGGGAAAACUGGCACUUUAUUCAACAAAAUAUUAACGUUCCUGUGUUCCAAGGGUUCAAAAUAAAGAAACCAUGUUAUAAAUUAGCAACUUACUGAGGCUGUGGUUUUUUUUUUUUUUUUUUUUUUUUAAAUAUUUUAGUUGUAGUUGGACCCAAUACCUUUAUUUUUAUAUGGUGCUGAGGAUGGAACCCAAGACCUCGCAUGUGCUAGGCAAGUGCACUACUGGUGAGCCACAACCCCAGCCCCUGAGGCUGGUUUUGAACUUGUGAUUCUGUUUCAACCUCCCAAGCCACUGGGAUUACAGGCAUGCUAUGUUACAAAUUUUAAAGUUAGAAGACAAAUGAUUUUUCAAUUAUUUCUUCAAUAAAGAUAAACAGUCCUUUGGGACAUGGCAGGUUACAUCUAGGGGUACUAAGAGGAAUUGACUCUUUGAGUUUUCUAGGUGUCAAAGAAGGGAAUAGUAUUUCAUACAGGAGGGUUAGCAUAUAUUGAGACUAUAGAUGUGAAGAUAUCCCACAUUUGGGGUUUACAGAGAGCAUGAAGUUGUAAUGAGAAAAGAGGUGAGAGUUUGGAUUGUAAACUUUGUUUUUGCCCACACUUUGUGAAUAGUGUAUCACAGACAUGGUUCCAAACAGUAGCCAAUGUAGCAGGUAUUACUUUAUUAUCCUCUAUAGAGGAUAGGAAAGAAGCACAGAAGCAAAUGCAAGUCAGUGUUCAAAUCCUGGUAGUCAAGGGAGGAGAGGGAUUCAAGAAUGAGGGAGUAAUUGAUGCAUUAAUGAAAAAUUAAGGCUUCCUUAGAUAAGAGCUGAAAAUCCCCACUGGAUUUAUCAGAUCACUGGCAAGUUUAGCAAUUUCAAUUUUAAGUUAAAAGGUGUGUGUGUAUGUUACAUUAAAAUGGUUAGGAAAGUACCCAAAAAAGGAAAGGAUCAGGUAGUAGGUCCACAUUAGGGAAGCAGAAAUUUCAUGGUAUGAAGGGCAGUGGAGUCAAAUCUGUAUUUGGAUGGCUCUGCCACUUCUGUGUGAUGCUGAGUCAAAUGGUAAAUUGUCCAAGGAAGCCUCAAAUUAGGACUUAAGAUUUUUCAUAAAAUCUUCUUUCCUAAAGCCGUUGCAGGGUGGUUUUGAGGAUUAAAUGAGAUUAAUGUAUGUGAAGUCCCUGGAACAUGGUAGGUACUCUGUAAAAUGAAAUUAAGGUUGAGGGAUGGUUGAUUUGUAAAAAGAAUUUUUCUAGAUUGAGAAACCCAAAAUGAAUUUAGUUGAAUUCUAGAUUGAGGCCCAAAAUGAAGAGUCUAUAGGGAGAGGGAAGGGAUUGAUCUGUGGUUUCACAACUGGUGAAACCUGCUGUCUGGUGCUCACUCCUCAAAGGAGAAGUGACGCCAGAAUUUCGACUUGGAUGAAUACACACAGUGUAUGCUCAAGCAAAGUAUUCCUUUAUGCCUCCCAAGUGAUCUGGAGGGGGCUGCUGGAGACUGCGGAGUUACCUCCCGGUAACACUCCUUUGACGCAGAUACUCACCCAGGACACUCUGGCGACUCCAGAGCCGGCUAGAUUUUCAUCACAAGCGCAUGAUGGUCUGGAGGGAUUUCCUCUGCAUUGGCUUCGCUGGCUUUGCUGGGCGCCUCGCUGUGAGUGCCCGCAUCCCUUCCCCCACCACUGGAGACAAACCUGGCGGUGCUCUGCGCACGCUCCGGAGCCACGGCCGCACGGCGCCUCCUAGCAACCCGACGCCUAGGGAGAGGAAUGGCCUCGAUGGACCAAGCAGUUGUCACCGAAGCCUCCAGCGCAGCAUUAGAAGACAUCGGGCGCGGAGAACCGAUAGUGUUUGUCAAGCCCCCGAAUACUCCUAUACCUGGCACUUAUCACUUGAAAACUUUUAUUGAAGAAUCCCUAUUAAAUCCAGUGGCAGCAACCUACAAUUUUAAAAAUGAAGGAAGGAAAAAGCCACCUCUUGUGCAAAGAAACAAUCCAGUCUUAAAUGAUCUUCCACUGUACAUGCCUCCUGACUUCCUGGACCUGUUAAAGAAGCAAUCGGCCAGUUACUCCUUCAAAGACAAGCCCCGGCCCAGCCCCAGCACACUAGUUUACAAAGAUAAGUCACUCCAUCUUUACCCAGGGCAGUAUGAGAUUCUUCCUACACCAGUUCCCAAGUACGCUUCCAGGAGCUUUGUAUUUCGUUCUACAGUUCAAAGAUUCCCAACAAUCUACUUUACUCCUCGCGAAGGCCCAGGACCAGGUCACUAUAAUGUAAAAAUACCUUCACCAAGUUCCAUUACUUCUUGUUUUCAAUCCAGAGUACCCCGGUUCAAGCCCAGCUAUUCAAAAACCCCAGGCCCAGGAGCCUAUGUAUCUUCCAUACAGUUCCCUAAGCAGAACCCAACCAUAGCCAAGAUGGGCCGAGAACACAGCCUUUUCUUCAAUAACACGAUUGGCUAUUAAAAUAAAGUGAUAUUGGUGCCAAACCACUUUGAGGUUUUUUUUUUGUUUUUUUUUUAGCAAGUUCUUGGUGUUUAGGGAAACGUGCUUUGCCUGUUCGGUAGAGGGCCUUGGCCUCGGGACAUGAGGAAUUGCCAUCUUUCCUGUUUGUCUUUGAUAGUUGCAGCUUAAUUAUUAACUCACUUCUCAAAAGGGGCCUGGUGUGAAAAAUUUAUCCUGUGCUGCUCUACCUAUUACCCAAGAGCAUGUCCCCAGAGACUGGGCACCAGGAUGCUCUUGCAGUCACCCAGAUGCCCCACAUAUCCAGGCUGUGUGGCCUUGGUCCUUCUACCUUAACAGCAUUAAUGUUGAAAGACCUCCAGGUCCCCUUGAUGACUUCCCUGAAUCAUUGGCAUUCAACCAAGGCCACAGGACUCCAAAAGGUGGCACUUUCUCUUUGUCAACUCCCUGAAAAGAACAAUAUUGAUUCCACUUGAUGAAUACAGUCAGGCGUCAACUAACUCUGUUCAAUGAUGGGCUACGCAUGUAACUGUGGUCCCUGCAGCAUGGAACAGAAAAAUUCCUAUUGCCUAAUAACAUUGUAGUAUAAGACGUCACUCACGUGUUCGUGGUGACACUGGUGUAAGCAAACCUAAGGCACA
Messenger RNA from Marmota monax (woodchuck), 4851 nucleotides. It is a transcript of the gene Stpg4, whose product is annotated as sperm-tail PG-rich repeat containing 4. The record is from RefSeq and is a predicted model, not a curated record. Gene Ontology annotation, cellular component: female pronucleus; male pronucleus; germinal vesicle. Lineage: Eukaryota; Metazoa; Chordata; Mammalia; Rodentia; Sciuridae. The transcript has 6 exons. Gene Ontology annotation, molecular function: histone binding; chromatin binding. Bases 3518 to 4213 code for a protein of 231 amino acids. Gene Ontology annotation, biological process: epigenetic programing of male pronucleus.